AUGGUCGAGGAGUCCAAGGACGAGGAGCUGCCCCUCCUGGAGGCUCCGGCCCCGCGCUUCGGCGACGACGCAUGCACCGAGGACGAGGCCCUCGACACGAGCGUGCCCGUCGCGUUCCUCACGUCGACGCGGGCGAACCCCGACCUCGGCUACCGCGUGCCGACGUCCGCGUCGGCGCUGCUCGCCACCCGGAGCCAGGACCGCGCGGCGCUGCUCCGGCAGGAGACGCUCGCCCGAAGAGCCUUUAGCAUGGCCGAGGUCGACGUGCGGGAGCACGCGCGCGCGCGGCGGCGCGUGGACCGCGAGCGGCGGAAGCGCGACGCCCUCGCCCUCGACGUCGAGCGGCGGCGGUACCGCGAGCGGCACUUCCUCGAAGUCGACGGAGGGGCGGCCCCGGUCGCGCCCGGCCCGAGGGAGCGGCCGCACCUCGACCGCGCGGCGCAGCGGUCGCGGCUGCGGCGGCGGGAGCCCGGGGCGCCGUUCGUCGACGCCGCGCCGCGGUCCAAGGCCCCCGACGCGAAGCCGUACCGACCGCUUCCCGCGAAGGACGCCGUCUUCGUUGGUAAUUCCAUCGCCGCGGACAUUUGCAGGCAACGCACGCGGGCCGAGCGGGCGUUCAAGCGGGAGCGCCUCGACGCGCAGAAGGCCCAAUCUAAGAGGGACGAGCGCCGCCGCCGCGCGACGCUGGAACGGGAGACGCGCGAGUUGCGGGAGAGGAUCCGCGCCGACGAGGAAGCGCGGAAGAAGAUCGCGCUGCGCCAGCGCUUCGUCGCGGACAAGUACAAGACGGCCGCGUCCGUCGAGAGCAAGGCCCAGCUGCUCAAGUGCCUCGCGCUCCAGUACCUCCGGGACGCCGCCGAAGGCACGCAGGGCCCGGAGCCGACCAUCGCCUGGCGCGAGACCCGGAACGAGACCGGGACGGUCUACGCGCGCGAGUCGGUCUGCGUCGGCGCGCCGCCCAAGGAGCCGCCGACGCUCCGCCGGGACACGCUGACGCUGCCGGACCCGCCCGGCUACCGGCGGCGGCGGCGGCCGCCGCCGGCCGCCGCCGAGGCGCCGCGCGAGCCCGGCGCCGGCGCUGGCGCCGCCGCGCCGGCCGCCGGCGACGCGCUCCGGGUACGCCUGCCGCCGACGGACCCGGCGCCGCCGCCGGGGGACGUACGCCGGCCCGCGGCGCGGCGGCCGGCGCUCGCGCUCGCGGCGUCGUCGCGGGCGCUGGAGAACCAAUCGAUUCUCGAGGGCGCGAGCGUCCUCGACACCGACGCCGGCCCGGGCCCCCCGGACCUCGGGCCGCUCGCGGAGUAA
Messenger RNA from Pelagomonas calceolata, 1305 nucleotides. The record is from the annotation of a GenBank genome assembly. Lineage: Eukaryota; Pelagophyceae; Pelagomonadales; Pelagomonadaceae.